AUGGAUGAAGGACAAAGCAACUUAGGCGCUCUCAUUGUUACCAUAAUGUUCGCGGCAGCAUUUACUGUUCCAGGUGGUAGCAAUCAAGAUACAGGCUUGCCAAUCUUCAUGCAUGACAAACCAUUUAAGAUCUUCAUAAUAACUUAUUCGUUUUCGUUGUUUUCUUCCUCAACUUCAGUACUAAUGUUUUUAGGAAUCCUUACAUCGCGUGAUGCAGAAGAAGAUUUUCUUAUAUCCUUGCCUAAAAAGAUGAUAAUAGGUCUUUCUACCCUCUUCUUCUCUAUUGCAACUAUGAUGAUGGCCUUUUCUGCUGCUCUUUUACUUAUAUUGCGUGGAGAAUCAUGGAUUGUUGCUCCUAUCAUUGGUUUGGCCGGUAUUCCCAUAAUCUUAUUUGUAUUGAUGCAGUUUCACCUUCUUGUUGACAUUGUUGUUUCAACCUACGGACCAGGCAUCUUUGAUAAGAAAAUAAAACCUUGGUUUUAA
Molecule: messenger RNA, 483 nt
Organism: Juglans regia (Persian walnut)
Lineage: Eukaryota; Viridiplantae; Streptophyta; Magnoliopsida; Fagales; Juglandaceae
Product: ankyrin repeat-containing protein ITN1-like
Exons: 1
Coding region: 1-483 (160 amino acids)
Source: RefSeq, a predicted model, not a curated record